Opisthocomus hoazin is the source of this 1854-nucleotide messenger RNA. The record is from RefSeq and is a predicted model, not a curated record. NCBI's taxonomy places the organism in Eukaryota, Metazoa, Chordata, Aves, Opisthocomiformes, Opisthocomidae.
AUGCGCCAGACGCAAGGCUAUAGCAAGGCAUCCGGACAAAAGACCUGCUUCCAGAGGUACUCUCCCCAGCUCCCCCCUCGGCUCUCCAAGGCAGCUCUGCCCUGCAGCCGAGGCCUGAGGCCACCCCCGGCCCGCAGCUCAGCACGCCCCUCGCCCUGCCUGCGCGCCAGCUUCAACGAAGCCCCGUGCUUCGAGCAUAUUUUUGGUAUCAGGCCGGGAGUAACGUGUGUUCUGACACCCCCAGGAGCCUCCCAAGCCAAAGCCAAGAUGCGAGACCACAGCGCUUUCUGCCGCCAGCCGGGCCCGCCCCAGGGGACACGGUCAGGGCAGGGCAGGGCUGCGUUACGCCUCACGGCAGAGCCGCGGCCAACACGCACGCCUAGGGCAAUGGCGAGAUCUGCUGCCACUACUGCCCCAGCUCUGCAGAAACGGGAUUUCAAGCAAGCUCUGCAGGGGCUGGCAAGGCCGAGGGGGCUCCGAUGCGAUCAGGCAGAGCAGUUCUUUAGAAGUGGACAUACAAAUAACUGGGCAGUUUUGGUGUGUACAUCUCGAUUCUGGUUUAAUUAUCGUCAUGUGGCAAAUACUCUCUCAGUAUACCGAAGUGUCAAGAGACUGGGCAUUGCUGAUAGUCACAUUGUCCUGAUGCUGGCAGAUGAUAUGGCAUGUAAUCCCAGAAAUCCCAAACCAGCUACUGUGUUUAGCCACAAAAACAUGGAGCUAAAUGUCUAUGGAGAUGAUGUGGAAGUGGAUUACAGAGGCUAUGAGGUUACUGUCGAAAAUUUCUUGCGUGUAUUAACAGGAAGAAUCCCACCAAGCACACCACGAUCUAAACGUCUUCUUUCUGAUGACAGGAGCAAUAUCCUAAUAUAUAUGACAGGCCAUGGUGGAAAUGGUUUCCUGAAAUUUCAAGAUUCUGAAGAAAUCACAAAUGUAGAACUUGCUGAUGCCUUUGAACAAAUGUGGCAGAAGAGAAGGUACAAUGAAUUGUUAUUUAUUAUUGAUACUUGUCAAGGAGCAUCCAUGUAUGAGCGAUUUUAUUCACCUAAUAUAAUGGCCUUGGCAAGCAGCCAAGUAGGAGAAGAUUCUUUAUCACAUCAACCUGAUCUUGCGAUUGGCGUUCACCUUAUGGACAGAUACACAUUCUAUGUGCUAGAGUUCCUGGAAGAAAUUCACCCAGCCAGUCAGACAAAUAUGAAUGACCUAUUUCAGGUCUGUCCAAAAAGUUUGUGUGUUUCCACACCUGGGCACCGAACUGAUCUAUUUCAGCGGGACCCUCAAAAUGUUCUGAUAACAGACUUCUUCGGCAGUGUGAGAAAGGUGGAAAUUACAACAGAGACAAUUUCUUUGGACCGUGACUUAGCCGGUUUUGAAAGCAAGCUUCCAAAGGAUGAGUUGGCAACAGAACCACUAAAAUAUGCUGAACAAUUUCCUGUAGCUCAGAUAAUACACCAGAAACCGAAACAAAAGGACUGGCAUCCUCCUGGAGGAUUUAUUUUAGGACUCUGGGCAUUGAUCAUCAUGGUUUUCUUCAAAACAUACGGAAUCAAGCACAUGAAGCACAUCUUCUGAAUUGGAGCAAGCAAGAUGAUUGCAUUGACGGCUGCUUUGGAUUCACUGGUGUCAUCGGAGUUCUCUGUAUGUGUGUUAUGGUCGUAGUGAAAAACAGUGUUGAGAUCUUCUAAAGGUUCUUUUGAAGUCCUCUCUUCUGCCCGUUCCAUUGAAAAAAGUCUAGCCAAUGGUUUUAGUUAGAUCUUUGUCUUGUUUUAAACAUAUUUUAAUGCUUUUCUGAGCAAUUUUUCUGUUUAACCUCAAAAAAAAAGAGGGACCUAAACACAGUAACAGAAUUGCUGAGGU